Symbiodinium sp. CCMP2456 is the source of this 513-nucleotide messenger RNA. The record is from the annotation of a GenBank genome assembly. NCBI's taxonomy places the organism in Eukaryota, Dinophyceae, Suessiales, Symbiodiniaceae.
AUGUUGCAUCCCUGUGGGGAGGCUGCACGGCGUGAGCGUGAACGUGGUCGUGCAGCGACCAGCGCUGCAGCAUCGCGGUUGUUCACAGACAAGCCCGCCACAUCGAAGGCACCGGAGCCACUGUUUCGCGCUGCUGCCGCCAGCAGGAAAUAUGAUGCGACCCCACCGCGCGCAACCUCUGCUGGUAUGAAGACACCGAUCCGGAAGUCAGGGUCUGCAGGUGACAGUCCCAGAUGUGCACGGGCGGCUCAGGAAGGCUUUCGUUUUGGAGGUUGGCAGCCUCCAGCAAAGGCAGUGCAAGCAGACCGUGUGAGCAGACCUCAUCAGGUCCUUCAGGACUCUGUCCGUGCACAGCUGUCAUCGCUGAGACAUGAGAGCAAAGCAGACCAGAAGGCAGCAGUCAAGAGGCUGCUGGUUCAAUGGCAUCCAGACAGAAAUCUGGAAAGCCAAGACACCGCGACUGCCAUUUUCCAGUUCAUACAGCAGGAGAAAGAUAAGAUGUUGGGGCUCUAG